AUGAACUGGAGCGUGCGGCCCGACAAAAAUUUCCGCCUCGCCGUCGGAAGCUUCAUAGAAGAUUACCGGAAUAAGGUGGAGAUAGUCCAGCUAGACGACAACACAGGCGAGCUGAGGAGCGACCCGCGCCUGACGUUUGACCACCCAUACCCGCCCACCAAGCUCAUGUUCGUGCCGGGACGCGACGUUGCCCGUCCGGACCUGCUCGCCACGUCCGGCGACUUCCUGCGGAUUUGGCAGAUCACCGAUGAUGGCGUGCGCAUGCGCAGUGUGCUCAACAACAAUAAGAACAGCGAGUUCUGUGCGCCUCUCACCUCCUUCGAUUGGAACGAGUCCGAACCAAGGAGGCUUGGGACGUCCAGCAUCGACACGACGUGCACCAUAUGGGACAUGGAGAAGGAGGUGGUGGAUACGCAGCUCAUCGCUCACGACAAGGAGGUCUACGAUAUUGCCUGGGGGGGAGUUGGCCUCUUCGCCUCCGUCUCAGCUGAUGGGUCAGUGAGGGUGUUUGACCUGCGGGACAAGGAGCACAGCACCAUCAUCUACGAGAGCCCCCAGCCGGAGACCCCUCUGCUGCGCCUGGGGUGGAACAAGCAGGACCCCCGCUACAUGGCAACCAUUCUCAUGGACUCACCCAAAGUGGUCAUCCUCGAUAUAAGAUUCCCCACCUUGCCAGUGGCGGAGCUACAGCGCCACCAGGCAUGUGUGAAUGCAAUAGCAUGGGCACCACACAGUUCAUGCCACAUCUGCACAGCAGGAGAUGACUCACAAGCUCUAAUCUGGGACCUUUCCACCAUGGCCCAGCCUGUGGAAGGAGGGCUGGACCCCAUCCUGGCUUACACUGCUGGAGCAGAAAUCAACCAGCUACAGUGGUCAUCUUUGCAACAUGAUUGGGUUGCCAUAGCUUACGCUACAAAAUUGCAGAUUUUGAGAGUGUAA
Closterium sp. Yama58-4 is the source of this 939-nucleotide messenger RNA. NCBI's taxonomy places the organism in Eukaryota, Viridiplantae, Streptophyta, Zygnematophyceae, Desmidiales, Closteriaceae. The record is from the annotation of a GenBank genome assembly.